Alternaria alternata is the source of this 777-nucleotide messenger RNA. RefSeq names its product HET-domain-containing protein. The annotation marks the transcript as partial. The transcript has a single exon. NCBI's taxonomy places the organism in Eukaryota, Fungi, Ascomycota, Dothideomycetes, Pleosporales, Pleosporaceae. The record is from RefSeq and is a predicted model, not a curated record.
AUGCGAUUACUCAACACCUCUACGUUACAGGUGGAAGAGUUCCUGCAGAGCCAAGUGCCAGAUUACGUUAUCCUCUCGCAUACUUGGGGCUCUGAGGAGGUUACUCUGCAAGAUAUUCUGUCAAAUGUAGCGCCAUCGAAGAAAGGGUUUGCGAAGCUUAUCGGCUGUUGCAAAAGAGCUAAGGACGAUGGCUUCAAGUACUGCUGGAUUGACACUUGCUGCAUCGACAAAACCUCGAGCGCUGAACUAUCGGAGGCGAUCAACUCAAUGUACCAAUGGUACAAAGGAGCCUGUAUCUGUUACGCGUACUUGGAAGACGUGCAAGGCAACCCGCAGCUAGACGACUACAAAGCUUUCAGCAAAUCUCGAUGGUUUACACGUGGGUGGACCCUGCAAGAGCUCAUCGCUCCUGGCAUUGUAGAAUUCUACAACGUAUCAUGGGUAGACAUCGGGACACGAAGUAGCCUUCAGAAGAGACUGACGGGCAUAACUGGUAUCAACGAGAAGAUACUUACUGGUGGAAACCCUCUCAACUGCCCAGUUGCAGUAAGAAUGUCUUGGGCUGCGCGUCGAGAAACCAGCCGGGUUGAGGAUCAGGCUUACUGCCUUCUAGGAAUCUUUGGUGUCAACAUGGCUCUUCUUUACGGAGAAGGCCAUAGGGCGUUCCUACGACUCCAAGAAGAGAUACUUCGCAUUGACGAAGACUACACCUUGUUUGCCUGGGAUGUCAACUCAUCGACAGGGAGCCUUUUAGCCAGUUCGCCUUGGCAGUUUCGU